ACAAAGUCUCAGCCCUCUUCAUGCCCUUUAAAAGUGGCAUGGUUCCUACUCUUUAGUUAUUUGUAGAACUUCUUGUAUAGAAAGGAUACUCUGACCAACAACCACAGAUAUUCAAGAUGCGGUGGUUGCUAGCAACAGCUAUUUUGAUCCUUGGAUUUAUACAUUCAGAACAGUCACCAAUGAAAGCGCGUAAAGCCAAUCCUGAAGCAUUUAUGAAUAUUUCUGAGAUCAUACAUUACGAACACUAUCCUAAUGAAGAAUAUGAAGUCCUUACAGAUGAUGGCUACUAUCUUAUAGUCAACCGAAUUCCUCAUGGCAGAGAAAAUUCAGACAACACAGCUCCAAAGCCUGCAGUCUUAUUGGUGCCUGGCAUACUCACAAAUAGUGCAACUUGGGUGGCUAAUAUGCCCAACAACAGCCUGGGAUUUAUACUGGCAGAUGCUGGCUUUGAUGUUUGGAUGGCAAACAACAGAGGAAGUAGGUGGUGUAGAAAACACCAAAAUUUGUCUUUGGAUCAAAAGGAAUUCUGGAAUUUCAGUUUUCAUGAAAUGGCAAUGAAUGACUUGCCAGCCAUUAUAAAUUUCAUCCUUGAUAAAACUGGACGGGAACAGAUCUAUUACGUAGGAUAUUCCCAGAGUGCUACCAUAGCUUUCAUUGCAUUUUCAGCCAUGCCCAAUUUGGCUCAGAAAGUCAAAAUAUUUUUUGCACUUGGUCCUGUGUAUUUGCUGAACAAUAAUGAAUCCCCAUUUGGUAAAAUGGCAUAUAUGCCUGCCAGCCUUAUAAAGGCUGUGGUUGGUAUGAAACACUUCUGUAUCAUGCCAACCAAUGGUUCAAGAAAUUCCGUUAUCAAGUUCUGCAGCAAGGGCUUCUUGGACAAAAUUUGUUCCAAAGUUCUUUUCAUGUCUGGUGGAAUCGGAGAAAAUAAUGUUAAUAUGAGUCGACUGGAUGUCUAUGCAUCACAUGUACCAGGCUGUACCUCCUUGAAAAAUCUCCUACACUGGUCACAGGUAAUUCGAAGUAAAGAGUUAAAACUGUUUGAUUAUGGUCCUAAAAAUUUAGACACAUAUAAUCAGACUACUCCUCCUUUAUACAAGAUCCAAGAAAUGAAAGUACCAACAGUAGUAUGGAGUGGUGGAAAAGACAUAAUGGCUUCACCAAAGGAUACUGAAUUUUUACUCUCAGUUCUUGGAAAUGUGAUCUAUUACAAAGAAAUUCCUCACUGGAUGCAUUAUGAUUUUCUAUUCGGCCUUGAUGCACGUCAGCAAGUGUAUGAUGAACUUGUUACAAUGAUCAGGCAAAUAGACUUGAUUCCCAUGAAAUAAAUUUUGAAGGAUUAGCAAUGAUACUAGCUUUC
Molecule: messenger RNA, 1354 nt
Organism: Sphaerodactylus townsendi
Lineage: Eukaryota; Metazoa; Chordata; Lepidosauria; Squamata; Sphaerodactylidae
Product: lipase member M-like
Exons: 10
Coding region: 117-1322 (401 amino acids)
Biological process (GO): lipid metabolic process
Molecular function (GO): hydrolase activity, acting on ester bonds
Source: RefSeq, a predicted model, not a curated record